AUGGUCAGUUCCAGCAGCCCCAGCCCCCCCAACAGCAGGGUCAGGGCCAGCAGGGCUUCAUGCAUCAGGGCCAGCCUGGUCAACCUGGCCAGACCCAGCCUGGUGGAGGGGGAGGAGGGCCGCAGCAGGGUGGGGGAGGCCCCCAGGGGCCCCAGCCGGGUCCAGGGCAGGGCCAACAAGGACAGGGCUACCCUGGAACCAUGUCCCAGCAGGUAGCCACAGCCCUGCAACAGAGGCUACAGCACCAGAUGCAGAUGCAACAGCAGCAGCAACAACAGCAGGAUGGGGGUGGGGGGCCUGGGCAGCUCCAACAGGGGCAGCAGGGUCCCCAGCAAGGCCAAGGUGGUCCCCCCCAGCCCCAGUCUUCCCAUGCCAUGCUCCAGCAGGCCCUCCACCAGAGACUUCUCCAGCAGCAACACCUAGGAGGGGGCUCGCCCGCACAGCACGGCAGUCCUAUGAGCCCCCAGCAGCAGAUGGCCCAGUCCCCACACCCCCACCUCCAGGGCCAGGCUCUGGGCGGUCAGUCCCUCAGUAACCAGGUGCGUUCCCCUCAGCCCUCCCCUCGGCCACAGUCCCAGCCGCACCACUCCAGCCCCUCGCCACGCAUGCAGCCCCAGCCCUCCCCUCACCGCAUCUCCCCCCAGACCCAGACAGGCUCCCCGCACCUGGGUCACCUCUCCCAGCACCACCCUGGCAUGGUGGCCCCCCAAAACCCACAACAAUUGUCACAGCAACAACAACAGCAGGCUAACUCUGGGGACCCGGGUACGUUUGGUUCGGACCCGAGUGCUAUGAUGUCCCAGAUAAGUGGGAUGGGGGGCUUGCAUGGCACAGGGCAGUCGGACAUGUUGGGUAAUAACCAGGACCUGGGAACGAACAUUAACCACAACAGUUUAGACAUUAUGUAG
Molecule: messenger RNA, 908 nt
Organism: Coregonus sp. 'balchen'
Lineage: Eukaryota; Metazoa; Chordata; Actinopteri; Salmoniformes; Salmonidae
Source: the annotation of a GenBank genome assembly